Messenger RNA from Cannabis sativa, 1424 nucleotides. RefSeq lists its product as uncharacterized. The record is from RefSeq and is a predicted model, not a curated record. Lineage: Eukaryota; Viridiplantae; Streptophyta; Magnoliopsida; Rosales; Cannabaceae. Bases 342 to 1424 code for a protein of 360 amino acids. The transcript has 3 exons.
AAAUUUGACAUUUUAUGCUUAAAAAUGUGUAAUGGUGUUAAAUUAUACCAUCAUCCUAAGAAUUUGGUAACUAUGCCAAUCUUUUAAUGGUAACCCCAAAAUGCCCUCUCCUCAAACCCAAAAAAAUCAGCCCCUCCUUUCUCUCUCUUUCCCUCUCGUUUGAUCUCUCUCUCUUUCUUCUCUCACUCUCUCUCUUCUCGCACUCUCUCUCUUUCACUUUGUCUCUCUUUCUCAUUGCUCUCUCCGUUGCCGCCGACUGCCGCCGCCUGCCACCUCCACGUCUUGGCCGACUGCCACCUUGAAGAUUCUCACCCUCAAAGUCCACCACACUCAACAAAGCAAUGGAUUCAUCUGUAUUUGUGCCUGUACUGUAUGAUGGCGUUUGGACUUUGGAGGGUUUCAACUGGGUAUUUGAUUCCUCAAAAAGUAAGACAUUGAUAUUGGACAUUGACUGUACACUGAAAAAGUUGCAUGAAGUUUUGCAUGAGGAGUUGGAGGUGGACCCCUUGGUGUUUGAAUUGAAGUUAGAAGUUCUUUACAUGUACAUGAAAGGCACUAAGUUUCCACCUGAGGUUUUAGUGAAAGAUAGUCAACUACGAGUGUUCUUGAGCAUGAAGGCAAAAAUGAGUGUGGACAACUUGUUGCCACUAUUUGUGACUAAGGUGAAGAAGAAUGUGAAUUUGGAGCAGACUCCCCGAAAUGUAACCCCUAGAAGUGUUGUUGGGACCUUUGUCCCAGAAACUGAUCUGGGGGUUGGUUUGGACGAGCAAGUUGGCACUAAUGUAGAUGAUGAGAGAGUGGGUAUCGAGUUUCAUCAUUCAGAUGAGUUCGAUGCUCCCUUUUACAACAAUGAUCCUGUGGUUGAUUUGGGUGUGGAUGAUGAUGUGGCUGCUGAUGUACCUCCCCUGAGGAUGGAACUAACUCCAAGCAACCAAGUAGAGCGACAAAGAAGACCCCCCCGUAGUGAGAAUCGCCAAACACCAAGAACUAGUAGCAGUCGGCCAGGUCCUUCUGAUAGUGCUUUCGUAUCUGAAUUUGAAGUUUCUACUAAAUUCAAACCUCUUGUGUGGACAAGGGAAGACAUAGAGGAAAAUAAUGUGUAUACAACAUCUCUUAGUGGUACGCCUUCAGGAGAGAUAUAUCUUGGCAAGUUGUACAAAAACAAGGAAGAAUUGAAGAAUGUAGUUGGUAGACAUUCCGAUCAAGGCAAGCGGCCGUGGGUCAUUGGUCACAUUAUUAAGAACAAGUACACAUCCGAUGGAUCUAACUACAAGGCAAAAGACAUACAGAGGGAUAUGUUUGAUGAAUAUGGCAUCAAGAUGAGUUACGAGAAAGCUUGGAGAUGUAGAGAGAAGGCGCUUAUGUACAAGAGGGGUACUCCAGCGGGGAAUCUUAUACGAAAUUAUAUGGUUACUUCUACAUGA